This is a messenger RNA of Diaporthe amygdali, 1566 nucleotides long. RefSeq lists its product as uncharacterized. The coding region runs from base 1 to 1566 and encodes 521 amino acids. The record is from RefSeq and is a predicted model, not a curated record. The transcript is spliced from 3 exons. NCBI's taxonomy places the organism in Eukaryota, Fungi, Ascomycota, Sordariomycetes, Diaporthales, Diaporthaceae. Gene Ontology annotation, cellular component: fungal-type vacuole membrane; plasma membrane. Gene Ontology annotation, biological process: transmembrane transport. Gene Ontology annotation, molecular function: transmembrane transporter activity.
AUGGUCUUCCCAAUUCCAGACACAAAGUUGGAAAGGGGAAGCAGCAUGGAAGGAAAGGACAUCAUAAUGGAGAGCGAAGAUGUGGUAUAUCCUGGCAAGGAGAGAAAUCCGGCUUAUGAUAAGCAAAGGGGCCUCGUUGCGAGAGUCCAGGACUUUGCCGGAAGGUUUGGUGUUGAGCAACGGGGCAUCGAGCGAGUGCUUCCUGACGAGAGGACCGACACACGCGCGAGCAAGCUUGGGACUCUGUGGAUGUCAGCAAACAUGACCGUUUCGACCUUUGCCUUGGGAGCCCUAGCACAGCCUGUCUUUGGGCUUGGCUUCGUUGACGCGGCAUUGACGAUCAUUUUUAUCAAUAUCCUGGGGAUCAUCCCGGUCUGCUUUUUUUCAACCUUUGGACCUCGCUUUGGUCUCCGACAGAUGGUCCUGUCUCGAUUUUACUUUGGUUAUUAUGGUGUCAAACUCAUCGCUAUCUUCAAUAUUUUAGCCUGCUUAGGCUGGUCUUCUGUCAAUGUGAUAGUUGGGGCUCAACUGCUGGCCGCAGUCAACCCAGGGCCACAUGCCCUACCCGGCUGGGCUGGAAUCCUAGUCAUAUCGCUGUCCACUCUGCUCAUCACAACUUUCGGCUACCGGCUGGUGCAUGCCUACGAGCGCUGGUCCUGGAUCCCCGUGUUGGUCAUCUUCUGCAUCGUCGCGGGUGAGUUCGGCGUCUCGGGUAAGUUCAAUUCCCUCCUGCCGCUCACGGCAGGGGCCGGGGAGGCUGGCAACAUCCUGAGCUUCGCCGCGAGCGUGUUCGGCUUCGCGACAGGCUGGACUUCCAUGGCUGCCGAUUAUGCUGUCUAUCAGCCCGAGACUCGCUCUAGACGGUCAGUCUUCUGCUGGACCUUUGGGGGCUUGAUCUUCCCGCUGGUCUUCACAGAGCUCCUCGGCACCGCGGUGAUGACAGCCUCCGUGCUGGACCAAGGCUACGCGGAUGCAUACGAAACCAAUCACAUUGGUGGGGUCUUGGCUAAAGUGCUGGUCCCACCACUGGGCGGGUUCGGCAAGUUCUGUCUGGUCGUGCUGGCGCUGAGCAUCAUCGCCAACAACUGCCCCAACAUCUACAGCGUGUCCCUGUCGCUGCAGGUCCUGGCCAGGCAGACCGAGCGCAUCCCCCGCUUCGUCUGGCCCGCGGUGGCGACGGCCGUCUACGUCGCCAUCUCGAUCCCCGGAUACGGCAACUUCGAGGUCGUGCUGGAGAACUUCAUGCUCGUCAUCGGGUACUGGCUAGCCAUCUAUGAGGGCAUCGCCUUGACCGAGCACUUUGUCUUCCGCAGGAAGUGUGGAUACGCCGUGGAGGACUAUGCCACGCCCGGCAGACUGCCUCCUGGCUUCUCUGCGCUGUGUGCGUUCUUGAUUGGCGUGAUGGGGGCGGUCUUGGGAAUGGCACAGGUUUGGUAUACAGGGCCCAUAGGGCGGCUGUGCGGUGCUGAAUUUGGUGGCGAUGUGGGCUUUGAGCUGGCGUUUGGUUUCAGUGCUGUGGCCUAUUUGGCGUUGAGAUCGGUGGAGAGACUGAAGUUCAGGAGGUGA